Rotaria socialis is the source of this 1149-nucleotide messenger RNA. Lineage: Eukaryota; Metazoa; Rotifera; Eurotatoria; Philodinida; Philodinidae. The record is from the annotation of a GenBank genome assembly.
AUGAGCGACGAUGAAGAGAUUCGUGUUGUACAAGAUCAAAUAUACGAUGAAUCAAUGGAUGUCAUCGAUGGAGAGGAUGUGGCCAGUGUAUAUACGCCACAGCCUGGUAGUCGAAGGCCUCCAGAAAGCCUAGGUUCACCAAGAACUGGCCUUAAGCGAUCAAAUCUUUUAACCGUUCCAGACAAAGAAUCUAAAUUUGUCUUAGAUUGUUCCAAUUUCAAUUUUUUAGCACCAGAUUCCAAUGGACCAGCUAGUCUGCCGAAAUUUUCUCGUGAACCACCAAUACAUCAUCAACGAGACGAAAGUCCCGGUGUUAGUCCGCGUGAUGAUGAUACACAAGGCGAUUCAGAUUAUGAUCCGCCGUCAUCACAAAUCUUAAAUGGUGGUGCUGGUGGUCAAAAACAAUAUAGAGCACCCGAUCCAAAUGCAUACGAUCCAUCCUUGUAUAGAGAUUUACCAGUGUCGGCAGAAAUAAAAGAUAUAUUUAAAUGUAUUGAAAAAUUUCAACCACAAGACAUCGUACUUGAUACAAAAUUAAGACCAUUUAUUUCAGAAUAUAUACCAGCUAUUGGUGACAUUGAUGCUUUUCUUAAAGUACCACGACCUGAUGGAAAAGAAGAUUCGCUUGGCCUUGCUGUGCUUGAUGAACCAUCAUCAAGACAAACUGAUCCACAUGUUCUUAAGCUUCAACUACGUUAUACAUCCAAACAACCUAUAAGUACAAGUUUAACAAAUGCUAUUAGACGUGUAUCAAAUGCUGACAAAAAUCCAAAAGCAAUUGAAGAAUGGGUACAUAAUAUUAGUAAAUUACAAAAAGCCAAGACAGUUGAUACUAUUCAAUAUCGAAAACCUAUGCCCGAUAUUGAUAGUUUAAUGCAAGAAUGGCCAGUUCAAUUUGAAGAACUUCUUAAAGAGACAUCGGUACCACCUGCUGAUGUUGAUACAGACUUAGCUACAUACGCUGAUAUUGCAUGUUCACUUCUGGAUAUUCCUGUGUAUGAAUCACGUAUUCAAUCAUUAAAUGCUUUAUUUACACUCUAUCUUGGAUUCAAAAAUUCUGAACAUUUCAAAGCAAUGAUGAAUGUUUCGGAACAACCAAUGCAUCGUGGAGCCAAUAAUAAUGGAGCCGAUCAGAUGAUUAUCGAUUAA